This is a messenger RNA of Salvelinus namaycush (lake trout), 2918 nucleotides long. RefSeq names its product coiled-coil domain-containing protein 30-like. The record is from RefSeq and is a predicted model, not a curated record. The transcript is spliced from 10 exons. Bases 14 to 1522 code for a protein of 502 amino acids. Lineage: Eukaryota; Metazoa; Chordata; Actinopteri; Salmoniformes; Salmonidae.
UCCCUCUUCCACAAUGCCUCCCCAGUCCCAGGACUCUGUGCUGGGGCAGAAAGCUGAGGAGAGCAAGCAGCUGAAGCAGGACCUCCAGAGAGCCCAGAGUCUGUUCACCUCGGCUGAGAGGGAGCUACGCUACGAGAGAGAGAAGAACCUGGACCUCAAGAGACACAACGCCCUCCUGGACCAGGAGAAGAUCAAGGUGUGUGCGGAGCUAAAGCAGGCCCAGGCAAAGCUUUCCCAGGCAGAGCAGAGUGGCUCGGGGCAGGCUGCGGAGACGGAGCGGCUACAGCACAGGCUCCGAGAGCUGGAACUGGAGCUGGCCCGCAGCGGGCAGAGCCGCAACACCAACGCAAGCCUGCAUGAGGAGCUUCAAGCAGAGAGAGUUCGCGUCAUCUCCGCAGACAAGAAGGUGUUGGAGCUGCAGCAGAAGCUGAAGAGUGCCCACCACCAGCUUCGUCUGGAGGAGGCCCGGGCCGGGGAGACCAGCCGGCUAGAGAGGGACAGUAGGGACAUGUCCGACACCCUCUCCUCUCUCCGAGCCAGACAGCUGGAGGACCAGCUCCAGAGGAAGCUGUUGGAGCAGAGGGAGGAGGAGCUGCAGCAGCAAGUGCGUUCUCUGCGGGGGAAGGAGGUAUCGCUGGGACGCAGCAACUCAGAGCUCAAACACCUCACACAGCAGCUAGAGACACGCCUAGCCGUCCUGGAAGCCGAGCAUGGCAAGGCCAGAGAGGAGCAGAGAGAGAGCCAGAGGUCGUGUCUUCAGCUGGGACAGGAGCUGGUGGCCAGUCAGCAGGAGAGUGAACGGCUCCAGGAGGAGCUCCAGCAGGUCAUCACACAGCUGGACACUUACAUCAGGAAGUACAAUGAGAAACAGUCGCAGCACAAGACCAAGCUGAGGAAGGCCAAGCAGAUCUUCCUGAUGGCCACGGCCCAGAGAGACCGCACCAUCCAGAAACUGGAGAACGACCUUGCCCUGGCCUCAAGCCUCUCCCACAAGGAGAAAGACUGGAUCAGGACAGUUAUGGAGGAGAAUGAAAAAUUGCUGGUAGAGAAGAGAGAACUUCUGAGGAGGAUGAGCGAGGCAGAGGAGAUGGGGAGCAACGGCCUGAGAAAGGCCUCCAAUGUUCAGCACAGGGUCAACUUUCUGGAGGUGGAGAACAGACAACUUCAGGAAAGAACUUUAAAGUUGGCCAAUCAAGUCGGAACUCUAGAGCGGGCUCUGAGGAACGUCCAAUCACAAUCGCUCUGCAACCUAGAGGAUAUCAAGAAAAUGUUUCCUUCUGAAAGUCUUGCGAACGACAGCGUCCUUCAUAAGUCAACAUUAAGUCUGACAUCAGGUGCGUGUGACCCUCUGGGCAUCCUCAAUGCCAUCUGCCGGGUGAAGGUGGGUGAGCGCGUGGAGGGCAUCCAGACGUCGUCCUCCACGCCCCAUUCCCAGUUGCAGUCCUUUGAACUGGGCUACCUGAACCUCACCUCCCCUGUAGCUCCCCCAGACUCCAAAGACCCAGAGGAGAGUGACCAGUGACCAGAAAGUGAUCAGUGUGGGGAGUGACUAUGUAUGAGGAAGGGGUUAAAGGGUGGUGAGGACCCUGGUAUACAAAAUGACUGCUCCAUUGACCACAGGAGAAUCUGUCACUGUUACUCUAGUCUUGCGUUACCAUUCUUUCAAGUCUCUAAGGAAGCCUGGAAGCUGAGGCUACUGUUACUUACCUUUGAGGUGUUGACCUGAGUGGUGAUUUUACAAGACAAUCAUGUCAUUGUGUACAAAAUAGACAGUUGUGAGAAUUUUUAAUGCGAUGCCUCCACUGUAACGACAAUUCAUGGUCUUUUCUGCUUUGCCCGUGGAACACAGUUUGAAUUGUGGAAUUAUACCACUGACUCCCUCAUUUGGCUUGCAGCUGCUGCCUUCUCUCCCUUGUGUUCACAGUGGGGUGUUUGAAAAGUGAGCUUUUGGGGGUUUGGCUGGUUAAGUCUGUGGGAGUGUGUCAAUGGCAAACAUUGAAAAUAGUAUUUUUAACAGUGACUUGCGUGAUUUGAGCUUCAGUGCAACUAUUCGAUUGGAAGUGGAAGUAACUAGUUAAGAUAUGGUCUUUUUUGGAUGCACUAAAUGUGGAUGCACCUAAUUUUAAAUCCUCCAAAUGCUACGAUGGUCUUUAUAUUCAGAAAAUAAGGCCAAACUGACCAUGGAGCCUUAUGAAGGUCUGGAGGUGGUAUGACUACAUUUACAUUGAAUCAAAUAUGUGUCUUUGUAUUCAAGGAAAAGACCGGUAACUUUAAAAAAAUUGUUCUAGAUACUAGCAUCACAAUUUCUACACUAAUACAGUGAGGUCCAAAAGUAUUUGUAAAGUGACUCAUAUUUUGUUGUUUUGGCUCUGUACUCCGGCACUUUGGAUUUGAAAUGGUACAAUGACUAAGGUCCAAGUGCAGACUCUCAGCUUUAAUUUUAUGGUAUCUUCAUCCAUAUCAAGUGAAUCGUUUAGAAAUUACAGUACUUGUUGUACAUAGUCUCCCCAUUUUACGGAACCAAAAGUAUUUGGACAAAUUCACUUGUGUGUAUUAAUAGUCAAAAGUUUAGUAUUUGGUCCCAUAUUCCUAGCACACAAUGACUACAUCAAGCGUGUGACUCUACAAACUUGUUGGAUGCAUUUGCAGUUUGUUUUGGUUGUGUUUCAGAAAAGUUUGUGCCUAAUAGAAAUUUGUGGUAAAUAAUGUAUUGGUUCAUUUUGGAUUAACUUUUAUUGGUAAAUAAGAAUAGAAUAUGUUUCUAAAUAUUUUUACAUUCAUGUGGAUGCUACCAUGAUUACGGAUAAUAAUUUAAUGAAUCAUGAAUAAUGAUGAGUGAGAAAGUUAGAGGCAUAAAUAUCAUAAGUACAUUUUCCCCAAAACUUUUGGUUUCCUAGAAUCAUGGGACUAUGUACAAA